AAUAGUAUAAUACGUUACAUUACAUUACCCUGUGCUUGCUUUCUGAUGCUAGAAAGAAUGGAAAUGGUGGUUGAAGGCGAAGCAAGGAUGAGAGCCGCAGUAGUAGUAUACUAUCUCUCCCGAAAUGGCCAGCUGGAGCAUCCACAUCUCAUGGAGGUUCCAUUCUCUUCUUCUACACUCUUGUCUCUCAAAGAUGUGCUAAACAGAUUGACUUAUCUCCGUGGAGAAGGAAUGCGCAACAUGUAUUCUUGGUCCUCAAAAAGGAGUUACAGAAACGGAUUUGUGUGGCAAGAUUUGACAGAGAACGAUUUCAUUUACCCGACUAACGGCCACGAUGAGUAUGUUCUCAAAGGAACGCUACUCAUUCAACCUUCUCACAGUCUCACCUCUUUUGACGACACGUUAAGCUCCGAUGCCGAUCAUGCAGACUCGUCGUCUUCAUCCACCACCGCCGUCAAGGUUUACAAGGCAAACGCAUGCACCAAUGCUGCUAAUGCUUCCACUCAGACCGACAACAAGAACCAACUUGAUGCGGUGAGUGAUAAUAAUGACGGAAUUUCAAUUUCAAUUUCUUGUUCUGGAUCUGGAUCUGGAUCUGGUGAUAUAAGAAACCAGAAGACGGAGAUUGAUCGACCAAGCGGGAGGAUGAAGGCUUCUGCUUCUGCACUUAUGCAUUUCAUCAGGUGUCGAUCUUCUUCAAUGGAUUAUGCCAAUUAAGGCCCAACUCACACACCUUCUCAAGGCCCAACUCAUACUCUUAUGUUAUGCCCAAUUACAAAUGUAACGUAACCGUCUCUGAUGUGAUGCCCUCUAAGGUGUGUUUAUUCAAUUAUUACAUCACCAAAGCAAAAACCUUAUAUUAUACAAGGCCACCUUCACAUUCACGAAUCACAUGUUCAAUCUCAACCUCUUAUUCUGCUUCUAUUCUAUUCGUAGCUUUACUAUAACUACUAAAAAUCGAUCAUUUUAUAUUAGGAGAACUUAUCUUGAUAGAGUCUAGAAAAGAAACUAAAAUUCAAUACUUGGUCAUAAAAAUAAUUUUAUAUUAUUAGUCAAUUACACAUAUAAAUUUGUAGUGUUAACACAGAAAACAAAUUUUCUCCUUUGGGAGUAGACUUUUUGAAACAAAAAAAAAAAAAAGAAAGAAUAAAUAAAGUGGUGU
Messenger RNA from Arachis ipaensis, 1162 nucleotides. Its product is annotated as protein SOSEKI 4. The record is from RefSeq and is a predicted model, not a curated record. NCBI's taxonomy places the organism in Eukaryota, Viridiplantae, Streptophyta, Magnoliopsida, Fabales, Fabaceae.